This is a messenger RNA of Lotus japonicus, 1643 nucleotides long. RefSeq names its product hydroxycinnamoyl-CoA:piscidic acid hydroxycinnamoyltransferase-like. NCBI's taxonomy places the organism in Eukaryota, Viridiplantae, Streptophyta, Magnoliopsida, Fabales, Fabaceae. Bases 5 to 1447 code for a protein of 480 amino acids. The transcript has a single exon. Gene Ontology annotation, molecular function: acyltransferase activity, transferring groups other than amino-acyl groups. The record is from RefSeq and is a predicted model, not a curated record.
GUGCAUGGCUGUUAUGAAUAUAUAUGAGGUUGAAUCAAACAAAAUCAUCAUUACAAUGUCAACAACAACCAUCAAAGCUUCUUACACCAUCAUCCCCGCCGAGCACACUCCAAACACCGACCUAUGGCUGUCUCCCAGUGAUCAAGUCACGCGUUGGACUCAUGCUUCCACCAUCUACGUUUACAAAGAAGCCCCCAACCACGACGCCAUGGACACAAUGAGAGAUUCUCUCAGCAAGAUUCUUGUCCAUUACUACCCCCUCGCGGGAAGACUCAGCUGGAUCGAAGGUCACCGUCUGAAACUCAAUUGCAACGCCAAGGGUGCCAUAUUGCUCGAAGCCGAAUCGACGAAAACACUCUCUUCUUAUGGAGACUUCACGCCGAGUGACACCAUAAAAAAUGAGCUCACUCCAACCGUCGAUUACACCCAACCCAUAGAGGACCUUCCUCUAUUGAUAGUGCAAGUGACCAGGUUCAAAGGAACCAAAGAGGGCCUUGUCAUAGGCAUAGCUCUUAACCAUGUUUUAUGCGACGGCCUUGCCGCCAUUCAUUUCAAAAACUCGUGGGCCAAGCUUUGUAAAGGAGAUGUCGAGUUAGAUCACACUGAGAAGUUCCCCUUCCUCGAUCGGACGGUGAUGAACUCCUCCACGCGCCCGCGCUUCGACCACCCCGAGCUGAAGCCGCUCCCGCUCCUACUAGGCAGCACUGACCCCGUUGCAGAGCGGGAACACGAGAGGGCUGUCGCGGUGCUGAGACUAACAAAGGAGCAAGUGGCCACACUGAAGGAAAAGACCAAUAACGGCAGCCUUGAAGAACAAGAAGCAUUGUCUCCACGACCUUACAGCACGUACGAGGUUGUAUCUGCACACGUUUGGAAAUGUCUAACAAAGGCGCGCGGGCUUGAUGGCGCUCAGCCGACAGUGGUUAGGGUGACUGCGGAUAUUCGUAGCAGGUUGAACCCGCCUCUCCCUAUGAACUAUUUCGGGAACGCGCUGGCCGUGUCGUUGACUCCAACUUGUUUUGCAAGGGAUGUAUUGUCAAACCCGUUGAGGUUCUGUGCGAGGAAGAUAAGGGAAGCAGUGGAGUUGCUCAAGGAUGAUUAUGUGAGGUCUCAACUAGAUUACAUUCAGUGUCAGGAGCAGAUAGAUUCGAUUCGAGCUUCACAUUUGGAACCUGGGAAGCGUAAAAAUGCACCAUUUUAUGGUAACCCGAAUCUUAUGAUUGUGAGCUGGAUGAGCAUGCCUGUGUACGAAGCAGACUUUGGGUGGGGGAAGCCUGCGCAUUUCGGUCCUGCAGCUGUGUUUCCUGAUGAUAUAGUGUAUAUAAAUCGGAGCUCCAAUGGGGAUUGGUCAAUUCCCGUGUGUGCGCAUUUGCAGAAAAGACACAUGGAGCUUUUCAACAAGUUUUUUUACCAGGAUAUAUAUGAAAUGAAUUCUUUGUUUGUGUGAUACAAUCAUGUAUCCACAUACAUCAUAUUAUUCCCCUCUGUUUUUACAUCUAUCAUUUAUCUUUCUUCUCUUUCUAGCUCCCUCCCUUUAUGUGUUAAAUCUAUUAUUUUAUGUAUUUCUUUUAUAAGCAGCAAACUUCUUAUGUGUGAUUGAGUUUGGAUUUGUUCAGGCUAUAGAAUUUUUUAUGAUUCAUUUA